Alnus glutinosa is the source of this 1063-nucleotide messenger RNA. RefSeq lists its product as uncharacterized. Bases 54 to 809 code for a protein of 251 amino acids. The record is from RefSeq and is a predicted model, not a curated record. NCBI's taxonomy places the organism in Eukaryota, Viridiplantae, Streptophyta, Magnoliopsida, Fagales, Betulaceae. The transcript is spliced from 4 exons.
AAAAAGUUAUUAUUCCUGAUCAGAACAAAUCCGGUUAGAAGCUUUGAAAUAUAAUGGGAAACUUUUACGAAAACUUCUCCAUGCAUACUGAAUAUGGAGCAGUGGCAGCAACUGCAGCAGCCAUCAUCAUCUUUGGAGGCAUUUAUGUUGCAUGGGAUUAUGCAAGUCGUGCUCUAAAAAGAAAACAUGUUCUGUCGAGGUCCAUGUCCAUUGGGGUUCUCCAUGGUGGCAAACUGUCGUUGCAGAGAAUGAUUAAUUAUCAUCAAGCCCGAGCAGAUCCACAAAUAGCAGAUAGACCUGAGAAUGAUUUGAAUUCAUUACUUAACGCCACGCAUCCUGAUUUAUGGAAGCUGCGGAGUGCUGUAGCAAAGCUGGAAAUGAGUGGAAAAGAAAAGGAGGCAGUGAGAACACUAGAAAAAGCAUUGGAAAAGGCCCGUAAGGAUCAGAAAGCACAUGAAGCCUACGAGAUUGAAAUGUUACUUGUGGAAAUGCUUAUCUACAAGGGAGAUUUCGGGAAGGCUUCUGAAUGCAAAUGCUUGGAGCAUGUACAGAUUUCAGAUGCACGGCGUCCACUAUACAAGGCUAUUCUUCACAUAUUGUCGGAGCACCCAGAGGACGAAGCCUCAAAAUAUUGGAAGGAUUUUGAGGCAAUUCGAAUUCACUUUCUAUGGCAACCUAGUGUGCAAGAAGACGAAGUACUGGACGUCGUCGUUUCGAAUUUUGAAGAGUUUAAGGAGGUCGUCAAUUUGCUCAAAAAUGAUAUUCAAGAAGCUGGGGAGGCGAAGAAAAGAAAGAAAACACAAAAGUAAUAGACAUGUUAAUUAGAAAUAAGAUUUGGAGUUCCUUACCUACUAUUGAAGCACAACUCUCCAAGACAAAAAAGGAGUCCAUCUCAUCUCCAACACUAACGAAGAUACAGAAGAUUAAUGUUAUUUUGAAUAUUGCUGCAUAUCAACAUUAUUUGAAUUUGUAUUUGCAUUUUCAAAGAGUCCUAUAUAUCUUAGCAACACUUAUCUUGUAAAGCUUAUUUACAAUCCUACCAAAAUGUAAAUAAAUAAAUAAA